Molecule: messenger RNA, 1263 nt
Organism: Polyodon spathula (Mississippi paddlefish)
Lineage: Eukaryota; Metazoa; Chordata; Actinopteri; Acipenseriformes; Polyodontidae
Product: LIM domain transcription factor LMO4
Exons: 4
Coding region: 6-503 (165 amino acids)
Source: RefSeq, a predicted model, not a curated record
AGACCAUGGUGAACCCAGGCAGCAGCUCCCAGCCACCCCCAGUGGGUGCGGGGUCCCUCUCUUGGAAAAGGUGCGCAGGCUGCGGGGGCAAGAUCACAGACCGCUUUCUCCUCUACGCCAUGGACAGCUACUGGCACAGCCGCUGUCUCAAAUGCUCCUGCUGCCAGGCACAGCUGGGAGAGAUUGGCACGUCCUGCUACACCAAAAGCGGCAUGAUCCUUUGUAGAAACGACUAUAUCAGAUUAUUUGGAAACAGUGGAGCCUGCAGUGCGUGUGGACAGUCUAUUCCAGCAAGCGAGUUGGUUAUGAGGGCACAAGGCAAUGUCUAUCAUCUCAAGUGUUUCACAUGUUCUUCCUGCCGGAAUCGGCUGGUCCCGGGAGAUAGGUUCCACUACAUCAAUGGCAGUUUGUUCUGUGAACACGACAGACCCACAGCUAUCAUUAACGGCCACUUGAAUUCGCUUCAGACUAACCCUCUACUGCCAGACCAAAAGGUCUGCUAAAAGGAAUGGAGCCGUGCCAGCAAGCAGCAGGAUGCGUGUCUUCAUGUCAGACCUGGCCCGUCGUCCCCGGUGGGCUGUCACUCUGGUUCUGCAGCGAGUCACCUUUCCGGCCGGUGUCUAUGCCACCUCCAGCACCCCAUGCCAUUGUAUUUCCCUUUUUUACUCUUGACUGCCCUCUUCUCGAGUCCGUUCCUGCGUUCACAUGACUGAGGAGGAACAUGAAGGACUCCAUGAACCUGGACUAAUGGGAGACUGUGUGUAGGGAAAAUGAGAAUUUUAAAAGAAAAAAAAAAACAUCCUGAAGGGGAAAAAAAAAAAGACAAAUGAAGCUAAUUAAGAGCAGCUUUUCCAAUCUGCAUUGUUCCUCCGUUAACAAUUAGCAGGGCGAUGACCACAGUUUUAUACCCUUUACUCUACCUUCUUUACAACCUUCUGUUUGCUCUUAGUAUAUCUUAAGUGUUGUAAAAGAAAUGUUUCAUUUUGAAAAAAAAAAAAAAAACAAUAGACUGUGGGAUAAAGAGAUCUGUGGCUUUUGUGGAAAUCUAUCAUAAACACUUUUGGUGUAACUCUGUAAAAUGCCAUGUAUGUAUGCAUGCAAGUGUUUUUAUUGUCCCAUUGUUGCUACCCCUUCUCGCCCUACCCCCAACCCAUAAACACCCUCCACAGCGCAAAUCUGAAGCAUAUAGUAGAUAAAAUGUAGAGAUUUUCAACAACCUAUACAUGCUGAAUGAAAAAUAAAUCUAUUUGUGAUAUUUUCAGA